AUGGCUCCAAAGAAUAAGGAGUCAGUACUGAACCGUGGUGCUGCUUGUUUGGAGUGUCGCAAACGCAAGCUCAAGUGCGAUGCUGCCAAACCUUACUGCGGUGCCUGUGUAAAGUCAAGCCGGCAGGAUCGGUGUAUCUAUGAAGCAAUAAGGAACAAGAACCUCGCAGAUCAGCUUGAAGAGCGCGUCAAUCAACUCGAACGCAUGGUCGAACGCAUGGAGCGUGAAGGAUCCACGGGUAUGACGGCCUUGUCCCCGACUCAGAUGCACGGCUCCAGCACUGGAUAUGGAGUAGUCCCAAAUACCCAUAAUGAGCUCACUUCUAGCUCGAGUAUAGCUCCAAGUGGCAUCCCAAUGCCCCUGGCUGGCAACUAUGGUACGUUUAUGCCCCUCGACCACAAGUCCAACUCCCGUCAGCACUACCUGGACGCGCUUAUAACGCUGCCUUGGGAUGAUGCAGUAGAGGCUUGGUCGAGGUUGCCAGAUGAAUCGCAUAACUCCUUGGUCGAUAUAUUCAUCACAUACCUCCCCAAGUCAAAUAUUCAACUCCAUGUCGAACGAUUCUUAUCGAACCUAGCCUUGCCUGACGAUAAUCCAAGGAGCAUACAUCCGGCAAUGCUAGCUGCAGUCUAUUUGCUGGCUUGCUACCACUGGUCUGAUUCACUAAUGGCCUACGAAGCAGCUUUCCUCGCACAAGCCCGUACCCUCAUGCAAGAUGCGCUUGCCAAGAAGGAUCGUCUUUUUACUGGGUUUAUUCAGCCUGGUAUAUUGGUCACAGAGUACUUGCUAAAUCGUGGCCGCUUUAGAGAGGCUUAUCAUCAGAUCAUCCAAACUACUUCAUUCUGCAUGAACUGCAAUUUACACAAGCUGAAGUCCUCCAUCUUGGGCCCUAUGAUGUCUGGUUGCCCCAGUGGAUUACUGCCACCACCAACUGACGGUGUUGAGCUUGGAGAACGCAUCCUCGCAUUUUGGGCAGCGUUCAUGUUAGAUCAAAAGUGCUGCAUCAUGGGCCUACCGAGCUCAUUCGGAAAGGCUGAUGAACUAGACACACGCGGCCGUAUCGACACCGUUUGGCCCAAUACUAUCACCGAAUACGAAGAAGGUCAUAUCACACAUGCUGAUUCGAUGACCCUUCGUUUCCUGUGCACCGAUGGCCCCCAAAUCAUGUUGCAGGAGAGUGAAGGCGGAUUCAAAAUCCGCUUGCAGAGCUUUGCUCUGUACAAGUUUGCGGGAGAUUCCGAGAUGGCUCCCGAUGAUGUGGGCCUCGCUAUUUCUCAAUUCAUCAGGCGUCUGCCUGCUCCAGAUCCUAACGACCCAGUGAACAUGCCAAGUUUGGCUGUGGCACAUAUAGUCUCUCACGCAGCCAUGAUUCGGCUCUGCGCACGAUCAUCGGCAACCCAGACUAUGGAUGGUCGGGCUCUCGAAGCUUCGCUCAGCUGUGCGAGGAUGAUUCAUUUGCUUACCGUAUCAGACUUUGAUAUGUGGAGCUUAGAUAUCGUGCUUUGCUAUAUCUGGGCUGACUGUGCAAAGAUCUUGGCUCGCUAUAUCAAGGAGAAGGAACAAGGUGGCGCUCUAGCAGAAGGCACUCGGUUGCGGCCUGCCCUGGCAGCGAUUUUAGCGGGUUUGGCUAGGGCCGGACAGGUUUAUUCCGUCAUUAACUCCGAGGUUCAAAUGGUAGAAUCUUUGAUUACAUCCCUCGAUGGUUGA
Molecule: messenger RNA, 1707 nt
Organism: Rhizoctonia solani
Lineage: Eukaryota; Fungi; Basidiomycota; Agaricomycetes; Cantharellales; Ceratobasidiaceae
Product: Fungal Zn(2)-Cys(6) binuclear cluster domain
Exons: 11
Coding region: 1-1707 (568 amino acids)
Biological process (GO): regulation of DNA-templated transcription
Cellular component (GO): nucleus
Molecular function (GO): DNA-binding transcription factor activity, RNA polymerase II-specific; zinc ion binding
Source: RefSeq, a predicted model, not a curated record